GCACAUCCCAUAUACCAGGAUUAAUCCAGAAAUACCAACAUGAACUUCAACCUGAUCUUCGUAUUUGUGGCUCUCAUCAUGGCCAUUAGCCUGGGACAGUCGGAAGCUGGUUGGCUCAAAAAGCUUGGCAAGAAAAUUGAACGUGUUGGACAGCACACUCGAGAUGCCACUAUCCAGGGUCUGGGAAUCGCUCAACAGGCCGCCAAUGUCGCAGCAACUGCUAGGGGAUGAAAUUUUGAAUCUUUAAAACUAACUUUAAAUUAU
Molecule: messenger RNA, 264 nt
Organism: Drosophila bipectinata
Lineage: Eukaryota; Metazoa; Arthropoda; Insecta; Diptera; Drosophilidae
Product: cecropin-A2
Biological process (GO): antibacterial humoral response; defense response to Gram-negative bacterium; defense response to Gram-positive bacterium
Cellular component (GO): extracellular region
Source: RefSeq, a predicted model, not a curated record